Molecule: messenger RNA, 2380 nt
Organism: Pogona vitticeps (central bearded dragon)
Lineage: Eukaryota; Metazoa; Chordata; Lepidosauria; Squamata; Agamidae
Source: RefSeq, a predicted model, not a curated record
AGAGGGCUAGAGUCGCUUUCACCCAAACUAGCAGAGUUUUUCCAGGGGACAAUAAGCAAACCUGGACUUGUUGGGAUUCCACUUCCUCUUGAGUAAACACUUUAUUUGUUAGUAAGAGGAGAACCCAACAAUAUCCUAAAGUGGUUUGUGCUGGAAAUGCAGCUCACGGGAAUGCAGCCGUCACUGGCACUUCAUCAGCCACCACCCACACCAUAAUGUUUCACAGAAAAAGGACGACCCCUGAACCAUGGCUUCCAUUUGUGUCUCAGACCCCCAGUAAAGACAAAGCCAAAGAGGGUGAAACCGUCAUCCUUGGAUGCCAGUUCCAAAGUCCCCAUGGCCCAUCUUUGAAUAACCUAGCCGUGAAGUGGUACAAGGAGGAUGAAAAGGGGCAGAGGGACCUUAUGGAGAACAAUGUCACUGUAGUGGCAAACAACACCCGAGUUUCCAUGAUAGGGAAUUUAUCUGAGGGUGAUGCAUCUUUGACUAUCGUAAACGUGACUACCAGCGAUCAUGGCACUUAUUUUUGCCAGGUGAUUCUUCCCACUGGAGAAGUGGUAACAGGUGACGGCACAAAGCUCAGGAUCCAAAGGGCCAUGGGAUUUUUUGGUAUAGAAGAAUCUAUUGGAACCAUUAUUGGAGUACUGGCAGCUAGCAUUGGAGGCUUGGUUGUUCUGAUCAUAGUUUUAGUCCCUCAUCUGAGAAAAUGUCUUCCAUGUGCCAAAAGAACCUCCCACCAAGCAUAAUGUGGACACAUGAUUAAAGAACAGAUGUGCCAAGGACAACAUAGGUUUUCUGAAUGGAAGCAAAAAGGUUAAUUGUUGUGUCCUCCCUAGGUACAAUAAAAAUGUCUUUAACAUCCUUUUAGAACAUGUUUCAGAUUUUAUAAAGCUUAUUUUACAAAGAGAUGGCACUGUCAGUGUAUCCAUAGAAUCCGCAAUCAGAGCCUCUUGUAUGUUAUUUGUGAAAUAUUACUGUUGAUAAGUAUACAGACUACAGGAAAAAUCCUGUUGUGUAGCUACAUGAGCAUAAUUAUGAGUUAUGUUUGUGUUAGCUAUGAUAGCGCCCAGGUGGAAGUGCUAUCCACAAAGCACUUCCACCAGUAUAUUGUGCAAUAACCAAUUGCAUAAUCAAACUGCGAAGUUCCUUGUUGUCAGGCAUUGUUACACCUGUUUGAACAGGAUGUUGCCCUGUGAAAGAUAAGCCCUGCUGACAUCACGUCCAUCAUAAUUAUACAGUGGCACUAUAUUCCUUAUAGACAUCCAUCUGGAAGAUGUGGGUAGGAGGGAGAACUUGCAGUAUGUGGGAGGAGGUGGUUAAGCAUCCCACCUAAACUAUCUCUUCCAGAAACUGCACUUCUAAUUGAAGUCACCAUGGACGUUUAAAAAAACAAAUACAAACAUUUUUGUGCAAUUCUCUAUUAGGUCCUUUCCCAGCACUAUUAACACAAUAAAAGAGUAUCAAUAUCCUGUGCUUUUGUAAGAGCCAAAACUCUUGUCCUUGUGAUGGCUGGUCCUAGAUGUCAGCCAUCUGAAUGUUGAUCUAUUGCCAGUAUUUGUCACUCAUGUUGAUUCACAGGACAAUGGCAGCCUGAAGAAUCCAUAGAUGUUAUUGAUAUUUUAUAUAACCCACACAUACCUUGGAAGCUCUUUUUUAUGGCCAUGUCACUUCUAGAUAUUUUACUUCAGUCUUUGAGAGGGCAACUUCAUGAGAAAAAUCAGAACCUCAAAGGUAUUCAGAAUAGAGAUGAGGUAUUUCUCUCCUCAUGGGCUGAGACUUUGAACAGGUGAUUUCUUAGGAAACCUCUCCAGUUUCUGAGAAGUGCUCAAAGGAGGAUUUCUUCUAGGGACCACAGAAGAAGUCUAGAUAGGACACUAGCGCUUCAUAACAAAAUAACAAUUUACUGUCCCUCAAUCCACAUUUUCUUCUGCGUAUGUAAUGUGCCAUCUUCUGUUGAUCUUCUUGCCAUGGAUUAUCCAUCAGUGACCUUUUACUAUGUUGUUGUAACGUUGGUUAUUCAGUGCUUUUCCUAAUACCCUGCCCACCAAUUUAGUGUACAUUAAAAUUAUAGUAAAAGAAUUCCUAUAAACAUAAAAAUAUCUAUCUAGGGGGAAAAUAGGAAUUUUAUUUCUCUCCUGAUAGGACUCAGAUCCUUUGAUAGAAUGAUUGAUGGAACAUGAGAUACCAAUGUGUACCACAGGAAAGAAUGGUAAAUUUUGCAUGCCUCUGUAAUGCCUUUUAAAAGGAGACUGUGUCAUGGUCUCAGCAUAUAAAAUAUCUGUGUUUUUGCUCUACUGUGGAGUUAUAUGACCAAAAUGGUUAUAUGACCAAAAAGUUUUUAGCAUGUAUACAUUUCUGAAACAGGGACGCCUACGUUGGC